AUACAUUUGUGAACAUUCAUAAUAUAACAAUAAUGUUAUUUUCUCAUAAUUAUGUUUAAAAUAAGUGCAUUCGACGUGAUAACAAAUAUAGUUGUGUAAUAAAAAUCAAUAUGACAAAAUUGAUAUGAUUAAAAAACAGAAGCAUAAACCUUAAACAUGUCUGUCUUUCAAAACCAAUUGGAUUUUAUUUGUGAUUACUGCAGCCGACCGUUUACAAGAAAAAACAAUUUACGUACACAUAUAGAGAAUUAUCACAUGAACAGCUCGUGUUACUGCGAGAUAUGUCGCCAACGAUUCAAAAGUGCAUCCGCACUACAUCUACAUUUUAAAAAAGGACAUAACAGAAAGGGCGAAACAUAUCCUGAAUGCGAUUUAUGCGGCCGGAUAUUUAGAAGAAAACAGAAUAUAGUAUCUCAUAUGUACACUGUACAUUACCAAGGCACAGGUCCGGAUAUACAUUGUAAGUUUUGCUUAAAGCAAUUUAAUACAGAACGUAAUUUAAGGCGUCAUAUAGCACAGUUGCACAAUCCUUCAGUCAAAUAUUCAACUUGUAAUGAAUGUAACAGAUCAUUUAAAGCUAGAAACUCGCUAAUUGAACAUAUUAGAAUAAACCACAGCCAGGAGAAAGAUGUUAUAAAGUGUCAUAUGUGUAACAAAGCAUACACAAAUAAUAGAAAUUUAAAAAGACAUAUUGAAAUGUUUCACGGAGAAAAGGGUGAGUAUAGAUGCAGUAUUUGUCCAAAAGUGUACACUUCCAAUCAGAGUUUGAGGAGGCAUUUGCGUACUGCUCACUGCGUUGAUGAUCAGGACACUGUACAGUGUACGUACUGUGAGAAAUGGAUACCGGGUAAAGAUAAUUUAGACAGCCAUCUGUCCUUCUUUCACAAACAAGAAACAUGUCCGUCUGAGUGUGAUGAAAGUAAGAAAACAGAUGAAUUCAUAUGCGAUACAUGUAGUAUUUGUUAUGACCAAGAAUCCUUGCUACGACGACAUGUGAAGACAAAGCACUCAUUUGAUAUCUUCUACAAAUACUGUAAGAUGUCGUUAUUAAAGCAGGCAGCACAGAAGGAUGAUGAUGGUAUAAAGACUGCAUUUUAUAAUUGUGAAUACUGCACCAAUACUUUCACAAGUGUAUAUGAAUUGAAGGAUCAUAUGAAAGUUGGUCACGAAAAGGAAUAUUGUCUAUGCACAUGUAAUGUGUGCUUUAAUAAAUUCUUCAGUAAGGAUACAAUGUCGGAGCAUAAAAAGACAUGUCUCCCACCACCAAAUGUAAACAGCUGCAGUCAUUGUGAUAAAUUGUUUACUGAUAUCAGUAGUUUGCAGUUCCACACUAGAAUAUUUCAUCCACAAGCUCAUAUAACUGACUCUAACAUCACCUCGACAAAUGAUGAAGAAGAAAACUCAUACAGGUGUGAGCAUUGCAACAGAAUAUACUAUAGCGAUAGAUCAUUAAAACAUCACGUAAAAUUGAAACACACUACCGACGAAGCCAUGCAGUGCAUGUACUGCGGAAAGGUUUGCAGUAACAAGUAUUACUUGGCAUCCCACAUAAAAAUAGUGCACACAGAUAAUUCAUGGUCCAAAUGUGAUUACUGUGAAAAACAGUUUAAAUCCAAAAGAAAUAUUCGAAGACAUAUUGAAUAUACACAUUUAGGGAUGCAACGGUACAAGUGUAUUGAAUGUGAAACCCUUUUCAAAGAGAAGAGGAGUUUGAGAAAGCAUGUACGUACCAAACAUCCUAAUUCUGCUGCGUUCCCUCAAUGCCACAUAUGUCAUAAAAGAUUUGAGUCGGCAAAAUCAUGCAAGAUUCACUUGAAGUUAGUACAUUCAUUCAACAUGAACACGUACCCUUGCGAUCUCUGUUCAGUAUCCUUCGGCUCAAAUGAAGCUCUAACAAUACAUUUACAAACUAAACAUUUAGCAGAAGAUGAGAUUUACAAAUGUGAACAUUGCAACUUAGUUUUUAAAGGACAGGAGAAGUUUGAGCAACACAAUGAGCACUGCCACGUGAACUUGGUGCCAAAUUUAAAAGAGAAAGUCCCGCCUCGCUGCAUAAUCUGCAUGAAAGACUUCAGCACGAGAAAAACUUUGAAACGCCAUAUAAAGAAGUUUCACAGUGAAUUCGAUAUUGAUGACUUAGCAACAUUCGGCUCCAGACAUCGGAUAUUCAAUGUAGAGUGUGAAGAAUGUAUUAAAAACUUUCAGGAUGACUUCUAUUAUAAUUUAUAUCAGAAAUUAAAGCAUUUACGGGAUUCUAUAAUAUUUAAAUGUGAAUCUUGCACUUCGUCGUAUAAUUGUUUGGAAUAUUCAAUCCAGAGAUACAAAUUGAAUUACUACGAUUCGUCGAAAUCUAAAAUGAUGCUGAGCGAGUUGUGCACAGCGGAAAUGAGCGAUGAAGACGAGUCUAACAGUGGCGUUGGUUAUUCACACGAUUUAUCAGAAGGUAUAAAGAUUAAUAUAAAAGUGGAACCAAGUGAUUUUCUGUCAGAAGGAGAUAUUAAGACUGAACCGAUGUCACCAUAAAGACAUAGCUGAAAUCGUGACUACGUACCUGUGAAACCUAUUCGUUUGUUAACAGAACAAACACUAACUCUCAGUGAAGCUUCGAAAACCGCGUCUAAAUCGGUAAUUUCUAGAGCUUGAGCUCUUACAUUGAUAAUGCAAUAGUUUUUCUUGUAUAUCUUUAAUGUACAGUUAUAUCUCUAAUAUUAGGUUGUUCGGAAAGUAAUUUCGUUUU
Molecule: messenger RNA, 2737 nt
Organism: Achroia grisella
Lineage: Eukaryota; Metazoa; Arthropoda; Insecta; Lepidoptera; Pyralidae
Product: zinc finger protein 878-like
Exons: 1
Coding region: 157-2523 (788 amino acids)
Source: RefSeq, a predicted model, not a curated record